AAGCGCCGCAGCUUCACCUGCGAAAAGCACAAAAUAUCUACACACACUUACCUACUUUACGAGUUGCUAUUAUACUUUCAGUGCGUGUAUAAUUAUUAAAACGUACGUUAUCAGCCGUUUUAUUUUGCCAAAUGAACUCUAAUAAUUUCGGGUUAUAAUUAUAUUCUUAAUUUGUUUUUUUUUUUUAAUUCAACCCAAGUACUUUCUGCGGCUUCGAAAGAAGUUUGAGAGCGUCAACUUUUUCAACUUUUCGAAAAUUCAACAGGAUUUGGCAAGUACCUAGCUGAAUUUACAUCAACAUGAGGUUUCUUCACCGUCUCACUUCACUAGUGACAAUGACUCUACUUCUAUCAACGACGUGUUCCAGUGCCGACGACGAACACCACAAAAGAGCUCCCUCGGGAUUCACAGGAGUGAGAGGCAAAAAAUCAAUACCCGAUGAGGCUUACAAUAGCUCAGACGACGUGGAGAGUAGUAAUUCGAUUCAAAACCAGCAGCAAACAGAUUUUGUUCCUUCUACAGAAACAGAACCUCCAUCAUCCUACGUAAUUGAAAAGCGAGCACCAUCAGGGUUCUUCGGAAUGAGAGGAAAGAAGCCGCUAAAUUCACCUUAUUAUUGGUACAACUAUCCGGAAGAAAUGUAUAAGCGAGCUCCGAUGGGUUUUGUAGGAAUGAGAGGCAAAAAAGAAACUUUGGACGAAAACGAUUAUUCCUAUUACGAUGAGCCCUCAAAACGUGCACAGAUGGGAUUCUUCGGGAUGCGCGGUAAGAAAUACUUAAUCCAACCUGUAUAUCAGGGCGACAAACGCGCUUCCAUGGGAUUUGUUGGAAUGAGAGGCAAAAAAGACUUCGAAAACUCGCAGGGCUACUUUGAAGAUACCAAACGAGCUCCGUCAGGAUUCUUCGGGAUGAGAGGCAAAAAGCAACCGUCGGGUUUCUUUGGAAUGCGCGGUAAGAAAUUUCCCUACGAGUUUAGAGGAAAAUUCGUCGGUGUCAGGGGUAAAAAAUCGUCAGACAUCACAAUACCCAACGAGUAUUAUCCAGACUCAAAUUUGGCCAGAUUGAGUGACGAUUUGGAUAUCAAUCAGCUGAUGUUGUUACUGACCCAACAGAAUGAGUAUAGUCAGUAAAGGUUGUGUUAGGAAUUUAAAUAGAAAUUUUAUGUUUACAUUGGACUACACCAAACAAACCAAAUGAUCUUCUUUCUCUUCAACUAUUCAAUACUUUUAGAAAAAAAAAAUAUAAUGAAUUUCUAUACCUACCUACCUAUAACAGUUAAAUUUAUUUUUUCAUGUCCCUUCCUUGAAAUAUUUAAUAGAUAAAAUAAACAAACAACUUGUACCAGAUAUUGUUUAAAUAUUUCUAGACAGGCUGGAAAUAUCGAGGAAUAAUCUUAUUAUGGUCAUUCCUUGAUAUGUAUUAGAAAUAUUUAAACAAAUUCAUUUAUAUAGAUUGAAAGUAUAAUUAUAGCAAUUUUUAUUUUAUAAUCUUUACAUUUUAAUUUAAUUCAUUUCUUUUCAGAAAUUUUUUAUUGUCAAUUAACUACCUAUAUAUGUAUAAGAUUUUGAAAAUGUGCAUUUGUUAUAUUUUUGCUGAUAUACCUAUGCAUAUUUUUCAAAUUAAAAAAUAACUUACAAAAUAUUUAUUGAUAAAAUAAAUAUCUUUCAUAAAGUAUGUAUACCUCUACCUUCUAGUAAUUCGAGAUAAUACAAGAAUCAAAAAUAACAAAAAUACAGAAAUUGUAUUGUAGAUAAACAAAAGAGAAAAAUGUAGUAUUAUAAAACCCCGUUACUGUAGUUAGUUCUAAAAUUUUGACUAUAUUCUGUUAAAAACGUACUUAUAAAAAUUAAAAAUAAAUUAUAAUAGUGUUUCAAUGGGCA
Ceutorhynchus assimilis (cabbage seed weevil) is the source of this 1880-nucleotide messenger RNA. NCBI's taxonomy places the organism in Eukaryota, Metazoa, Arthropoda, Insecta, Coleoptera, Curculionidae. The record is from the annotation of a GenBank genome assembly.